Molecule: messenger RNA, 672 nt
Organism: Lotus japonicus
Lineage: Eukaryota; Viridiplantae; Streptophyta; Magnoliopsida; Fabales; Fabaceae
Exons: 4
Coding region: 1-672 (223 amino acids)
Source: RefSeq, a predicted model, not a curated record
AUGGCUGUGUUUCUAUCUGCUACUUUGCUAAUCAUUGGAAUGUUCCAUUUUGUGCCUAUACUUGAACAAGACUUGGUGGCCAAGUGGGACUUUGUAACGAGACAAUUGGCGUGGGAGUUAUUUGAUAGAAGUAAAAUGAUCAAGUACAAAUUUGAAUUACCAUGGAAGAAUAUUUUGGCCAUGCGAGCUGGUAUAGAAGAAAACACCAGGCAUGGAAUUCUGGAAAUUGAGCUAGAAAAGGAACCGACAUUCUACUAUCGUGACAUUAAUCCAAGACCAGGAUUUAAUGAUACAUGGGUGUUACUAUCAGAAGACUUCACGGGAGGUCAUGCCAUAACAUACAGGAGGCACUAUCUUAGGUUUCCGCAUGGAGUUCUUGACAAACACUAUAUGACGUUGUUGAAUGGUCAUAAACAAUUAUUGGAGUUGAGCCUACGACCUUUUCCAAUAUUGAAAUCUCCAUACUUCGGUCCACCUUUAUUAGAUGAAGAGGUGAUGAUGGAUAACUCUCAUGAUGCAGAAGAGACCCUUAGUAGUCAAGACCAAGGACUUAAUGAGAGCAUAUGUGAGAACGAUGUGAUAUAUAGCCUUGUGAAAAUGGGGUUGGAAGAUGAAGAAAUUGAUGACCAAGUAAGAGUGGACAACAAGUUGAAAUUGAAGAAAGGUAAUUGA